Stegastes partitus (bicolor damselfish) is the source of this 2679-nucleotide messenger RNA. Its product is annotated as transmembrane emp24 domain-containing protein 9. NCBI's taxonomy places the organism in Eukaryota, Metazoa, Chordata, Actinopteri, Pomacentridae. The coding region runs from base 1 to 714 and encodes 237 amino acids. The record is from RefSeq and is a predicted model, not a curated record. The transcript is spliced from 6 exons.
AUGCUCAGCAGUGGUGAGCUCAGUCCCGGCAGGAAGAUGGUGUCGGUCCGGAUCAGGAUGCGGUCGUGCGUGUUUUCAGUUUUGCUGCUGAACUUUUUGUGCAGCUCCGUGUCUUCUCUGUAUUUCCACAUCGGGGAGACCGAGAAGAAAUGCUUCAUCGAGGAGAUUCCGGACGAGACGAUGAUCAUCGGAAACUAUCGCACUCAGCUGUACGACAAGCAGAGAGAAGAGUACCUGCCGGCCACUCAGGGUCUGGGCAUGUACGUGGAAGUCAAGGAUCCUGAUGACAAGGUGAUCCUGUCUCGGCAGUACGGCUCUGAAGGACGCUUCACCUUCACGUCUCACACGCCCGGCGAGCAUCAGAUCUGUCUGCACUCCAACUCCUCCAAGUUCUCGCUGUUCGCCGGAGGCAUGCUGAGGGUUCACCUGGACAUCCAGGUGGGCGAGCACGCCAACAACUACGCCGAGAUCGCCGCCAAGGACAAGCUGACGGAGCUGCAGCUGAGAGUCCGGCAGCUGGUGGAGCAGGUGGACCAGAUCCAGAAGGAGCAGAACUACCAGAGGUACCGUGAGGAGCGUUUCCGUCAGACCAGCGAGAGCACCAACCAGAGGGUGCUGUGGUGGUCCAUCGUCCAGACCCUGAUCCUGGUGGCCAUCGGCAUCUGGCAGAUGAGGCACCUCAAGAGCUUCUUCGAGGCCAAGAAGCUGGUGUAGACAGUCCGAGUGUGUGUGUGUGUGUGUGUCUGUGUGUGUGUGAGAGUGUGUGUGUGUGUGUGUGUGUGUCUGGUCUCUACUGAUGGAUGCAGUACUGAGCGGCGACUGUCGGAGGAUCAGCUGCCGAGGAGGCAGAACGAAGCAGCUGCAGCGUUUCGGCUUGAAAACAACACGUUUGUUGUUGUUGUUGUUGUUGUUGUUGUUGUUGUUUGUCAGCAGCCCUGCGUGUGUCGAGCCCCUCACAGCGUCGGGAUCACGUGUAUUUAUUACAGGCGGCUUCACCUCUCAGAUCUGGACCGAACCGGGCCGACGUCCGGCAGGUGUUUGUCUGUUUGUCGCUGUGACGCGUUACUGGAAGCCAGAGUCGGGUUUACAGGUGGAGCCGGUCCGUUUGCUCCCUCGUCUCGUUAGGAAUUUACAAUCAAGAGUUCUGUGGCUCAUUAACUAAUCAAAGCUGCUGAUUAUUUAGUUUAUUUGACGGCGACACUUUCAGUUUAUUCACAGCGAACGCAGCAUCAGUGAGUUUUCACACUUUUGUUGGAGUAAAGAUCAAAGCAGGCAGCGACACCAGAACUCGGAUUCAGAGGCAAACGAGACUCAAAGCGACGAGUGAGACGCUGCUGAGGUCGUCUGAUCUAAUGAAUCUGCAAAUUAGUCUGUUUUUCAAGCAAAAACUGUGAAAAACGUACUAUAUUUGCAGGUUUCUUGGGUUAAAAAGAGAAAAUUCGCUGCUUUUCUUUGUUGUAAAUGAAAUUCUUCUGGACUUUUGCGCUGACAAACACAAACCUAAAGACUCCACCUUCAGUUUUAUAAACCAAACAGUCAAUAAUCUGCAUCCUUUACAAAAUAAUAAAUAGUUUCAGUUCGUUUUUAAGCAAAAAAAUCGUGAAAAGGCUCAAUUUGUGCAGAUUUCUGUCUAAAAAAAUGGAAGAUUUCAGGUUUUGCUGGGACAAAGUUUUCAGACGUCGCCUCCAGGUUUCAGUUUUAUCACCAAACAGUCGACUCGUCACAAUAAUCUGCAGCUGUUUUAAAUCAAUGAACCGUUUCUGCCAUCGUUGAAGGAAAAUUAAUAAGAAGAGGACGAAUAAUGAGAAGAUGUUGUUUUCUUUGUCAUGCUUCGUUGUAAAUGGAACGUUUUGGUUCAGUUUUCUGGCAGUUUUUGAUGUUUUCUGAACCAAACAACGGAUCGUUUUGUUUACUUUCACGCCGCGACUCUUGGACACCUCUGAGUUUUCAUGACGUCUCCGAUGCAGUUUGAGCUUUUUUUCUUCUCUUUUCUGUUUGUUUGCUGCGUUCAAAUGAAUCCGUCGCUUGUUAACGAGCUGAAUGUAGCUUCCUGCUUCCUGUGGCUCUGGUUCUGGGUUGCUUCACGAUGAAGGAAGAAGAAGUCGCUCUGAGAGGAAGAAUGUUUAACGAGCCUGAAAAGCCAUUUUUUUUAGCUCCUCCGUGCUGCCGACACAUUUUUUUUCACUUUUGAGGUUCGGAAACAACGAAAACCUGCAGAAAUCUGAGUUCUCAAACUGACGACGCUGAGAAACAAACGCCCGAAAUCGUUCUCAGACUUUAAGACGCCGUCAGUCGUGCAGAUUGUUUUUCACUGUGUGCGUUUUUCCCUCCUCGUUUCUUGAGAUUUAGUUUUUGUUUUUUAAUAAUCUCGUGUUUCGUUGCUGGUAGCUUUCAGUUUUCUGGAAACGUUUCUGGGGUAGAAUUGAAUCAGUUGGAAGAGGGACAUGAAAUUUAUUUUAGAGUGAAGUCUGUCUGAAGUCCGGCGUGAGUGGAGAACGUGUGACGGACAGAGUUUCUUUUAUUCUUGUAAUAUUUCUCACCAGAACUCGGCUCAUAAAGUCACUGUGCAGAGUUUUUAUAUGCUGUAAUAUGAUGUGUUUUCAGGGGGAAAAGUGUUUGAAACAUGAAUUUGAGAGAAAUGCGACUGCAAAGUGUAAUAAAAUGGAAACCAACACAGAA